Panicum virgatum (switchgrass) is the source of this 651-nucleotide messenger RNA. RefSeq names its product 7-deoxyloganetin glucosyltransferase-like. The transcript has a single exon. The record is from RefSeq and is a predicted model, not a curated record. Lineage: Eukaryota; Viridiplantae; Streptophyta; Magnoliopsida; Poales; Poaceae. Bases 1 to 651 code for a protein of 216 amino acids.
AUGGGGCUACUCCCGUGGGUUGCCAUGGAUACUAACAAUGGUCACCCUGUCCAUUGCGUUAGACAAAUAGAAGUCGAUUUUUCUGAACAUGAGAGACAAAACAGGGCACCGCCUCCAUCAGAAGCGACAAAAUGCAUGCACCAUCCUCCUCCGUCGUUCCGGUUCGAGACCAUACCGAACGGGCUGCUCGACGCCGACCGCGGCGGAGGCAGCACGCCGCUGGAGCGCGACCGCGCCCUGUCACAGUCCACCAGCAAGCGGGGCGCGGCGCCGCUGCGGGAGCUCGUCGCGCGGCUCCGGGGCGGGACCGGGAGCACGCCGGCGGCGGGCGCGCCGCCGCCCGUGACGUGCGUGAUCCCGACGGCACUGAUGAGCUUCGCGCUGGACGUGGCGCGGGAGCUCCGAGUCCCGAGCAUGGUGCUCUGGGUGUGCCCCGCCGCGUCGCUCUUCUGCCAGACGAGGCUCCGCGAGCUCAAGCAGAGGGGCUACCUGCCACUCAGAGACGCGAGCUGCCUGACCAACGGCCACUCAGAGACGUCGCUCUCGAACCAAGAUUGCCAUCUCAUGAAUCAAAUAAGCAAAGUUCAUCCUGCCGUCACAAGUAGGAGAAGCAAGGGGCAGGCGAACCUGGUGUUUGCUCGCUGCCGGUGA